This is a messenger RNA of Arachis stenosperma, 3496 nucleotides long. RefSeq names its product receptor-like protein 36. Gene Ontology annotation, molecular function: protein binding. The coding region runs from base 101 to 3364 and encodes 1087 amino acids. Lineage: Eukaryota; Viridiplantae; Streptophyta; Magnoliopsida; Fabales; Fabaceae. The transcript is spliced from 2 exons. The record is from RefSeq and is a predicted model, not a curated record.
AUUCUCAUGAUUAUGUAUAUAUAAUGUGGUUGAGUGAGUGGAGUGAAAGCCAUUCACAAAUUAAAUAUCAUCAAUAAUAUCUAUUUAUAUUCCACUGAAAAUGGGAAUUGGAUACCAAAAUGUUGCUGCAUGCGCAGUACUGGUACUUGUGAUGGUGAUGGCUGAAAUUGCAGGCAUUUGUGCAAAUUCAAGUACUCUCCUCCACUCUCCAUGUCUUGAAAGAGAGAGGCAAGCUCUUGUGAAGUUCAAAGCAUCCCUGAAUGAUUCAUCAAACUUGCUUUCCUCAUGGCAUGGCGAUGACUGCUGCCGAUGGAAAGGGAUCGGUUGUGAUAAUGUUACUGGUCAUGUUGUCGUGCUUGAUCUCACCACUCCUUAUGAGAAAUGCUGGAGAUCCAUUUCAAAUAUUGGACGACAACACUACUACAUGUUGGAAGAAUAUGGGUCAAUGACCGACGAGUACCACUACUGUUACUCUUUAUGCAAUCAACAUUUAGAAGCUGGGAAUGUUAAUUCGUCGCUGCUGGAACUGGAAUACUUGACUCAUUUGGACUUGACUGGAAAUGACUUCUAUGAGAGUCCCAUACCCAUGUUCAUUGGUUCUAUGCAGCGCCUGAGGUAUCUGUCCCUCUUUGCUGCUGGUUUUGGCGGGAGAAUACCCAGCAAUCUUGGAAAUCUCACCAACCUCCACUUUCUUGAUCUGAGUCGGAAUGCAUUUUCACCAGACAGCAACAUCAAUUGGAUUUCUCAAUUGCCAUUGCUGGAACACCUUGAUAUGAGCUCUAUUUACGAUGGGUUGCAGGUUAAUAUUAUUAAUCGCACCAUCAGUGCUCCUAAUCUUCACUUCUUAAGUCUUGCCGACAAUGGAUUUAGUGUGUCAAAUUUGUAUGCUUUACAAAACAUGACAUCUCUUGUGCAUCUUGAUCUCAGUGGGAACAAUCUUACUUCAGUUUCAUCUUGGUUUGGCAACUUCAAGAAACUUGAGUAUCUUGAUCUUUCAUGGUGUUAUCUUCAUGGCCCAAUUCCAAAUGCUUUUCAAAAUGCAACUUCCAUUGAAUUUUUGGACCUUACUAAGAGUAAUUUUGACUCUCUUCCAUCCUGGUUUCACAAGUUUAAAAAACUCAAACAUCUUUUUCUUUCAUCUAAUAACUUCCAAGGUACAAUUCCCGUUGCUUUACAAAAUAUAACUAGCAUCGAGUCCCUUGACCUUUAUGGCAACUCUUUUACUUCAGUUCCAUCUUGGUUUAUUGAGUUAAAGAAACUUGUCUAUCUCAAUCUUUCAAUUAAUAAAUUAACAUCUAUGGAAUGUUCCAUUUCAUCCAUUUUGAAAAGCAUGUGUCACCUGAAAAGGUUAUAUAUAGCAGGAAAUAGACUCCGAAAAGAAUCCAUAGGAAACAAUGAUUUGUCUACCUGCAUUAGACAUGGUUUGGAGAAUCUUGACUUGAGUGAAAAUGAAUUUAACGAUCAGUUGCCAUCUUGGUUAGGACAACUUGAAAAUCUAGUCAACCUUGAUCUCCAAGAAAAUUUUUUCUAUGGUCCCAUUCCCUCUUCUUUUGGAAAAUUACUGAAAUUGAAAAAUUUAUAUCUAUCCAACAACAAGUUAGAAGGGGGCUUUCCUGAUUUCAUGGGACAACUUGUAAAUUUACAUGUCGUCGAUCUUUCAAAUAAUUCAUUUAAUGGAACAAUUACCCAAAAUCUUGAGCAACUUGUAAAUUUACAACAUUUUAAUGUCUCAAAAAAUUAUCUAACGGGAUCCAUUCCUUCGAGUCUCGGUCAACUUAUAAAUCUAACUAAACUUGAUUUGUCAAUUAAUUAUUUAAAAGGAAUCAUCCCUACAAGUAUUAACCAGCUUGUAAAUCUUAAUAGGCUUGAUCUUUCAAGGAAUAAACUAGAUGGGAGAAUUUGUAUUGAUUUUCAAAAACUUGUGAAUCUAUCAUACCUGGAUCUGUCUUCAAACAAGUUGGAUGUAACCAUUACAAUGAAAGAAAGUCAGCCUUUGAUUUUCUCAAAAAUGUUGUAUUUGAAUCUCUCCCAUAAUCAAAUCAGUGGUUCACUUCCUGGACAUAUUGGUCAUAUAAUGCCCAAUUUGGUGAACUUGCGUCUUGGAAAUAACCUCAUAAAUGGUUCAAUUCCCAAUUCAUUGUGCCAAAAUGACCAGCUGGAAAUCCUUGACCUUUCAAACAACAGAUUAUUUGGUGAAAUUCCAAAUUGUUGGAAGGAUAACCAAAAAUGGGAAGAAAUAAAUUUGUCAUUCAAUGAACUCUCGGGAGCUUUUCCGAAUUCAUUUGGGAAUCUUUCCACCCUGUCAUGGUUGCAUUUGAACAACAACAACCUUCAAGGGGAGUUUCUAGUGUCUGUGAUAAGUUUGCCAUCGUUGAUCAUUAUGGAUCUCGGAGAGAAUAAACUUUCUGGCACUAUCCCAUCAUGGAUUGCAAAAUCAUUUUCUUCACUGCAAAUUCUAAGAUUGCAGCAAAACAUGUUAAGUGGUAGCAUUCCUUCACAGAUAUGCAAACUAAUAAUGCUACAAAUUCUGGACCUUUCCCAAAACAAUUUACACGGUUCAAUACCUUCAUGCAUAGGCAAUCUUCCAGGAAUGAUUCAGAACCCAUCCCUCACAGCAUUGGGUCCCACUUUCCGUGAUUCUCCGCCGGUGGCUGUGGCUUCAACUGAUGAGUGGCAAGCUGAGGAAGUCGUUGAAUUCAUGAAAGGAAGAGAACUUGACUAUAAAAAGAUCUUGGAUCUUGUAGUCAUCAUGGACUUGUCCGAGAAUAAUUUGGUUGGCUCCAUUCCAAAUGGAAUAACAUCACUUGACAGAUUGCAUGGCUUGAAUCUAUCAAACAAUCAUUUGAUAGGAGAGCUCCCAGACAUGAUUGGGAAUAUGAUAUCACUUGAAUCCUUUGACGUUUCAAGCAACCAACUCUCAGGCACAAUUCCAAGCAGCAUGUCAGCUUUAACAUCACUAAGUCAUUUAAACUUGUCACACAAUAACUUCUCUGGCCCAAUUCCUACAGAUAACCAGUUUUUAACUUAUGAUCCAUCCAGUUAUGCUGACAACCCAUAUCUCUGUGGAUUUCUUCUACCCAACAAAUGUGAUUAUUCACAUCAAGUUAAUGGGAGCACUGAAUUUGAAGAUGAAGACAGCAACUUAGAUAAGUUGGAAAAGUGGUUGUUCUACUUUGUCAUUGUAAUUGGCUUUGCAACUGGAUUUUGGGGAGUUAUUGGGACUUUGUGGUUCAAGAAAAAUUGGAGGCAUGCUUACUUCAGAUGGGUGGAAGAUUUAGCCGACACGAUCUAUGUCACAACUGCAAUAAGAAUGGCAAAAUUGAAGAAGUGGAUGAUGAUGAUGAGAAACCGUGUUGUUGUUUGAUCAUGUGUGUGUUUUUAUUUUUAUUUUGAAGAAUCAAACGUAGCAAUAAAUUAAGGAAAGUGAAACAUGUUUGAUGUAUGUAUAUGUAUAUGUACGAAUUUGAAAUAUAGAUUGUCAUUUGAUGUUUAAUCU